Arabidopsis arenosa is the source of this 928-nucleotide messenger RNA. The record is from the annotation of a GenBank genome assembly. Lineage: Eukaryota; Viridiplantae; Streptophyta; Magnoliopsida; Brassicales; Brassicaceae.
AACUCGUUGGGAUUGGUAAUUCUCUAUUCUCGAUUCUGAUCUUGAUAUUGCGGAAGGAGAAAAACAAGUUCUUUUGAUUAAUGUCUAUGGAAAGCCCACUAUGCUAAUAGCAAGAUGGAGAAGUUUAUCGUCGCUGAAAAUCUCUUCGAUUCUUGAAUUAUCGUCUUCUUCGACAACCCAUUUCGCUCCGUUUCACUCGACAAGUAUUUUGUCUGAGAACUCGAGUAAAAAGUUUGGUUCUAGUGGCAAAGUUUCUGAAGGCAAACGAGCUUCAAAGAACUCUAUAAGAUUCACAUGUACCGUUAAGGAGAAGCGUUCUGAUGCUAAAAAGGCUCUGCACAAUCUUCUCUUCCACACCAAAGGAAGUAGAGAUUUUCUUCAGAAGGAGUGGCACUUUGGGGAACCAAAUCGAGAGAUCCGGGACAGGCAUGUAAAGAAGAAAUCUCCACCUGGUCGGGGAAAAAAGCUUCGCGAUAAGAAAACAAAAAGAUGGCACAGAGAUGGAAGUCUUGACGGUGAGUUUGAUACCGAGACUACAUUCGCUGACCGUAAAUCCCAAUCUCAUAAGGCUUAUUCAUAUUCGAAAGACUCAAAAUCGGGUUUUGAAUGGAGACAAGGCUUUAGCUGGACAAACCAGUCUCAAAGAAGCAAGAAUUGGGGUGAUGUAUCUUCUUGUGAUGAAGAACCAUUAAUCGUAGAAUCCCGGUCUCAGAGAACAGUUCUCGGUUUGCGUCCAAUUGGUCCCCUCAAAAUCUCAGAUGUUAAGAACGCCUUCCGUUCUGCUGCUUUGAAAUGGCAUCCAGAUAAACACCAAGGGCCUUGUCAGGAGGCAGCACAAGAGAAGUUCAAACUCUGCCUUGAUGCGUAUAAAUCACUCUGUUCUUCACUCUCUUGAUCGUUUACAGAGAAACAAAUUGAUGUCAAAACC